AUGAAGAACAGCAGCAGCACCAACAGCAACUUCAGUAGCAGUAGCAGCAACUGCAGCAGCAACAACGGCAGCAGCAACAACGGCAGCAGCAACAACUGCAGCAGCAACAACUGCAGCAGCAACAAGGGCAGCAGCAACAACGGCAGCAGCUGCGGUAAGAUCCUAAGAAGGGGAGAUGUUUGCGGAGUUCCUCCACCGCUAACUAGAUCCUACGAAAAGUUCCUGUUGAGCAAUCCGAUAGGUCUCGAGGAGGUUGUUGACGAACUGUUCGUUGACGAAGUGCCAGUUGAUGACUUUCCAGAAGUUUUCGAAGUAAAGACUUUUGUCUUGCUGCGUGUCCAACCUGCAGCAGCAGCAGCAGCAGCAGCAGCAGCAGCAGCGGCAGCAGCAGCGGCAGCAGCAGCAGCAGCGGCGGCGGCAGCGGAGCAGCGAGAAUUAAGGCAAAGGGGCAGUUGCGGCUGUGGAAGCAGCAGCAGCAGUAACCGCAACAAAGGCAGCAGCAGCAGCAGCAGCAGCGGCAGCAGCAAAGGCGGCAGCAGCAGCAGCAGCAGCAGCAGCAGCAGCAGCAGCAGCACCUGGUUGUAG
Eimeria necatrix is the source of this 585-nucleotide messenger RNA. RefSeq lists its product as hypothetical. The record is from RefSeq and is a predicted model, not a curated record. The transcript has 4 exons. NCBI's taxonomy places the organism in Eukaryota, Apicomplexa, Conoidasida, Eucoccidiorida, Eimeriidae. The coding region runs from base 1 to 585 and encodes 194 amino acids.